Molecule: messenger RNA, 1023 nt
Organism: Diaporthe citri
Lineage: Eukaryota; Fungi; Ascomycota; Sordariomycetes; Diaporthales; Diaporthaceae
Exons: 2
Coding region: 1-1023 (340 amino acids)
Source: RefSeq, a predicted model, not a curated record
AUGUCGACUCACGAAAUGAGAAUUGGCCUUGAGAUUGAAACUCUCCUCGGACAGAGAGAUGCCAACGCCAAAGAGCUAUCUCUCGAGAACUUUGCAAAGAUGGCGGCCAAGUCUUACAACGCGAAGAUCGACCGUAAGAAGUACUUGACAAUGCAUGCCGAUAUCGGUGGGACAUGGGACGGAGACGAGUAUAAAGACUGGUCCUUGACAGACGAUGCUACUAUUGUCGGAGCUACGAAGACUAAGUACCCUGUUGAAUUUGUCUCUCCGAUCUUGCAUUAUGACGCUACUGGAAUCUGGCGUGCUCACGUUCAGAACUUGUUCAAAACCAUGCGCGAAUUAUACCUUCUCGAGUCGAACAGGAGCUGUGGCUUCCACGUUCAUCUUUCACCUGCGGCGGGCGCAUGGUCUCUUCAGGAACUGAAAGCCAUCUGCAUGGCUGUGGUCUACUUCGAAGACGCUUUUGAGGCUAUCGUUCCUGAACAUCGCCGAGGUAAUCAAUGGAUCAAAAGCAACAGAAUCGACAACCCUGAGCUAGCGAGUCUCCCAACUGCUAAGAUAUUCGAACGAAUCAAGGCUUGCAAGAAUGCUGUCGAGAUUUCCGAUCUCAUGCAUUCCGAUAGGUAUUACGCCUGGAACUUCACUAACCUGUACUACGGUGGAAAGGCUACCAUUGAGUGGCGCCGCCCUCCCGGAGUGACCACUGCUGAGGGCAGCCUUGUAUGGGCUGAGCUCGCCAUCGACUUUUUACAGUCUGCCCGACGGCCCAGUGUGCAGUUUGGACAGUAUAGCCGAGAUGUUGAAGGACUCAGGGCUUUUGUUGGAGAUGGUGUUGUUGCUGGAAUGAGUGAUGAACGGUAUUUGAAACCUAUAUUUGAGGGCAAAUCGGGCAGUCUGAAACCUCUCAAGCUGAAGGAGAUGGAUAAGGAUAUGUUGCAGAAGAAGGCAAAGCAAGACAAGAAGAAGAACCUAAUGAUGAAAAAGCUCAGGGAGGCGCUGGCGAAGAACCCCUAUCCAAAUUAG